Molecule: messenger RNA, 450 nt
Organism: Pogoniulus pusillus (Red-fronted tinkerbird)
Lineage: Eukaryota; Metazoa; Chordata; Aves; Piciformes; Lybiidae
Gene: MLANA
Product: melan-A
Exons: 5
Coding region: 79-420 (113 amino acids)
Cellular component (GO): trans-Golgi network; endoplasmic reticulum membrane; melanosome
Source: RefSeq, a predicted model, not a curated record
AAGAAAUCUGUACAUGCUUUUCAGUUAACAGACAGAAUACAGAUCUGAAGGAGGUUUGAGCAGGACCAAGCGCACAAAAUGCCCAGAAGAAAUCACUAUCCAGAUGGCAACUUCGUUAGAGGGAAUGGACACAGCUAUCUUGCAGUGGAAGAAGCUCUGGGUAUUGGACUCUUCAUUUUGGUGCUGGCAGUUUUGCUUAUCUUUGGCUGCUGGUACUACAAAAGACGUAGUGGCUAUAGAAGUCUACGGAGCAAAAGCUCUAAUGUGGACACCAUACGAACCAUGGUAGGUGAGGGAACAGUGCUGGACUGCAAAAUGGCUCUGCAGGAGUACAGAAACUUUAAUUCUGUGGUACCCGAUGCUCCACCAGCUUAUGACAAAAUAGCUGCAGAUCAGUCGCCACCACCUUAUUCACCAUGAUAACAUGAAAUCCUAAGCUCCAAAUGCACU